UUGGGUUAUGGUACUCCCGGUUUGAGCAGCAGUAAGACCAGGUGGACAUUACAUGAAUGCGGUGACUGCGGAAACAAAUACAAGCACAAAGGUUCCUUACAACGGCAUAUGAAGUAUGAGUGUAGAAAACAGCCGAGUUUCAAGUGUCCUUACUGCGUAUACCGGGCUUACCAGAAGCACAAUCUCCUGCUUCAUGAGCGCCAUCUACAUAAAGAUUUGCCAGAGAAGGUGGAUUUCGUGUCGGAAUGA
Messenger RNA from Parnassius mnemosyne (clouded apollo), 249 nucleotides. The record is from the annotation of a GenBank genome assembly. NCBI's taxonomy places the organism in Eukaryota, Metazoa, Arthropoda, Insecta, Lepidoptera, Papilionidae.